This is a messenger RNA of Cyprinus carpio (common carp), 1421 nucleotides long. Its product is annotated as mitochondrial import receptor subunit TOM22 homolog. The record is from RefSeq and is a predicted model, not a curated record. Gene Ontology annotation, cellular component: mitochondrial outer membrane. NCBI's taxonomy places the organism in Eukaryota, Metazoa, Chordata, Actinopteri, Cypriniformes, Cyprinidae. Gene Ontology annotation, biological process: intracellular protein transport.
AAGUAAAUCCGUCCUCACGUGUAACCCAAGUGACCUCAGGUCUAUGCGUGCUCUCUGGCUGUAAGUCAUUGUGAAGCUCUGAAACAUCACUGAGGGCUUUUCACAAUUAUAAUAUAACAUUUAUAGCGAAAAGUGACUAGUGGCAUAUUUAAAUGGCCGAGAUCCAGGAGCUCUCUCCAGACUCUGGCAGUGGGGAGACACGACCCCCCGAAGACGAGAUCGAGGGUGAUGAUGAGGACGAAGAGUUGGAUGAAACCCUGUUGGAGAGGUUGUGGGGUCUCACGGAGAUGUUUCCAGAAUCUUUGCGAUCAGCAGCUGAAGUAUCCGCACAGAGUUCGCUGUCUGUAGCCAAAAAACUUUACAGUUUCUCCCGCUCAGCUCUAUGGGUCGGUACUACUUCCUUCAUGAUUCUGGUUCUGCCAGUUGUAUUUGAGACUGAGAGGUUACAGCUGGAACAGCAACAACUACAACAGCAGAGACAGAUUUUGUUGGGUCCAAAUGCUGGCAUGUCUGGAGGAAUGCCUGGAAUGAUGCCUCCUGCUCCUGGGAAGCUGUGAUGUAUAUAUUGUAACAUCCGUGAGUUGUAGAAGAAGAAGGAGAAAGAGAGAGGGAGCAAGAACUGGAGAAAGAAAGAAGUCGUUACUUUGUAUAGUUUCUGUGUACACUGGAGACCUUGAUAACUUUUAUGAACUUCCCUCUCUCUCUGCCUUUCUCACAGAAACAUCCUGCACAUGUCGUCCAAGCUCUGAUAUUUUACUUUUUUUUUUUUAUUAUAGCUAUCUAAUAACAUUUCUUUCAGAAAGAGUCUAUAACAGCUGUUGGGGAAAACUUUGACUGUGUUGUAGGUGCAUUAUAUUUCUAAGAGAGUGUUUACGGUGCAGUGUGGGCCAUAGUAACACCGGAUCAACACUGACGUGCAGAGAAUCUAUAACAGCAUUCAGCGUUUAUGAGGGCACGCAAGGCCAAUAUUGAUUGUGAAAUUUUCUUGGUCUACAGAUUAUGUUUUUUUUUUUUUUUUUUUUUUGUUCCUGUUCCAUAAAUGUUAAAACCUUUAGAAGUGGUUCUCUGCCAACAGUGUCUUUUAAGGUGAUGGUACACUGGUUAACUUUUUUUUGAGCAAUGUUGCUUGGGCCACUUUCCCAUUAAGAAUGGGCAGCAGAUUUCUUGAUACUUUAGAUCGUUUAUGUGCCCUGUGUCUCAGCUGGUUGCCCAUUAACAGCAACAUUGCUCAAAAAGUUGCCCAGUGUAUCAUCACCCUAAACUAAUACCAUGCAAAGCUACUGCAAUGUUAUUCCUCAGACAAAAGCCAUACAGUGUGCAGAACCGUUGUGAAAUAAUUAAGAAAGAAUGUUUGAAAACAGUGUACUUCAGUGAAUAAUAAUGUUUGCUCCACAUGACAGGAAUAAAAACAAGUUCUCCAA